Molecule: messenger RNA, 2193 nt
Organism: Lactuca saligna
Lineage: Eukaryota; Viridiplantae; Streptophyta; Magnoliopsida; Asterales; Asteraceae
Source: the annotation of a GenBank genome assembly
AUGGAGGAAAAUCAAGCUUUUCCAAAAGUCGAUGUACACUAUAAUGGUACUUUUGUGCCUAAUCUGUUAGUGUAUUUUGCUCCACAAGUACUACAUCUGAAUGAAGAUGCAAACGAAUUAGGUUUCUCCGAUUUCGUCAAAUAUGUUGAGAAGCUUAUCGAUUUUCAGUGCAAGCAUGUGUAUUAUUGUAUACCUGAAGUAAGAUUGAGUGAGGAGCUCCAAACAAUACAAAAUGAAUGUAACUACUCUGAGUUUCUUGAGGUUGCAAAUGCUAACAGACAUGUGGAUGUGUAUAUUGACCAUGAUAAUGAACCUCUAUUUGAGUGGAUUCAGAAAGAAGAACCAGACGAUGAAGACCUUGUGUAUUCAGAAGAAGAUGUCGACUCUGUUUUGGCAGAUGAUGAGAACUGUAAACAUGAAGAGGAUGAAUCUGUUACAUCAAGCAAAAGAAUCUUCAAAAGAACCUAUAAUGAUAAGUUUCUGAACAAGUUAUGUCCAGUAGUUGUUGAAGAUGAAGAUGAAAAAGGCAAUCAACUUUUAGUUGUCUACCCUAGGCAUGAUGCUACUCAGGAAUGGAGGAAGAUGAAGCCUGAACUAGGUAUGAGAUUCUCUUCUCCUGCUAAACUUAAGUCAUCUCUCAGUAACUAUGCAGUUGCACAUGGAUAUGACUUGUAUUAUGAGAAGAAUGACAAAGAUAGGAAUGCAAAAAGAUUUGCAUUGUGUGAAAUUGAGGGUGAUUUGAAAGAUCAUUAUUCCAAGCUGUGGGAUUAUGGAGCUGAAAUUAAAAGGGCUAACCCAAGAUCUCAUGUAGAAGUGUAUGUGCAACCCCAAAAUAAUUCUAUUGUGGUGUUUGAAAGGUUUUAUGUGAGUUUUAAAGGAGUUGUUGAUGGAUGGUUAGAUAGGUGUAGGAAGGUAAUUGGGAUAGAUGGAUGUUUUCUGAAGGGCAUCUGUAAAGGAGAGCUCCUCUCAGCAGUAGGUUGGGAUGGAAACAAUAACAUUUACCCAAUAGCCUGGGCAGUAGUAAAUGUUGAGAACAAGAAUAAUUGGAAGUGGUUAUUGUACAAUCUAAUGGAAGACAUAGAUGAAGGGGAAAUGGGUAUAAUGGAGGUUGUGAAAGAAAGAUAUCUAGAAGUUGAGCAUAGGUUGUUUGCUAGGCACAUCCUUGCUAACUUCCAUAAAAAGUUUAAGGGUGAGUGCUACAUUAAACCUUAUUGGAGGGCUGUAAAGGCAACUACAAUUCCAAAAUUUGAACUUGCAAUGGAAGAAAUCAAGAGUUUUGAUGUAGGGGCAUGUGAUUAUCUCAUUAAAAGGGACCCCAAGUGUUGGUCAAGGGCUUUUUUUAAGGUUGGAAUGGGAUGUGAUGCAAUGGAAAAUGGUGUGUCUGAGAGCUUCAAUGUUGCUAUUGAAGAAGCUCGAAAGAAGCCAUUCAUCACUAUGUUGGAGGACAUAAGGGUAUUUGUGAUGGAGAGAUUGUACAUGCAGAAAGGGAAAGGAUUAGGCUGGGAUUUGGCAAUUUGUCCAACUAUCAGAAGGAAACUUGAUUCUAGGCAUCAUAUGUUAGUGGAUACAAGUAGUUUGAAGUUGUGCAAUGUAAUGAAAGAGGAACUUGUUGCAGAGUGGUUUACUAAAUCUGCAUUUCUUAGGGUCUAUGAAUACACCAUACAUCCCGUGAAUGAUAGUACCUUGUGGCCCCACAUGCCUGAUUUUCACCAGAUACUACCUCCUAUUAGGAGGAGGUUACCUGGUAGGCCAUGUGUGAAAAGAAAAAGAGACCAAGCAGAAAAUGAACUCAGUGGGUACACAAGGCAUACAAUAAGCAGGGCAGGUGUUCAACACAGAUGUACAAUUUGUAAUGAAACUGGACACAACAAAGCUACAUGUCCAAUGAGGGGUCCUUCUGAAGCAGGUCCAAGUAAAGCAAGAAAGAAGAGUAAUGCAAGAAACUGCCCUUCACAAGCAGGUCCGAGCACUCCAGCUCCAAGUGCUCCAACACAUGUCAAUCAAGAUCCUUUGACUCAAGACCAUGUCCCUGUGAAUGAAGAUCCUAUGAAUCAGGAGAAUGUGAAUGAAGUUCUUGUGAAUGAAGUACCUAUUAACCAAGAUCUUGUGAUUCCAGUACCUGUUAACCAAGUGCCUGUGAAUCUUGGUGUUAGAGUGCCUAGGAGACUUGGUGUUAGAGCAAGGAAGCCUUAA